AAGCCUAUUUUAUUAAAAUAUUUCAAGCAUCCUACAGAUUCUCCGAGAAAAAUGGGUGUCGGACCGUCUUACCUAAAGCUUUCAUUUCCAAAAGAAACGUGUGGAGACUUGGAAGUCUUUGUUUCAUCAGCUGGAAAGAAAGAGAAAUAUGUCACUUGUACUUGGAAAGACAACUACUCCUGUAGACCUUCUCUUGGCUCUUUCUUGACGAUUGAAGGGGAAUCUGCAUUAAUCAACUUACCAUAUAAAGUAGAAAAAGAUGAUCAAAAAAUCAUCACGUGUGAAUUCAUGAAUAAGACUACAGCAAGUGACAGCGGAUGUGAUUGCAAGAUUUUAGAAAUUACCAGACGCAUUGACACAGGGGGCGAAUUUGGAAAAACUUGUUUUGAGCAGCCAGGAGAGAAGGCGGCGUUUGGCUUCGCCAUUGCGUUCGUCUUCCUCCUCAUCGCUUGUAUUGUGGUCCUUUUCAUUAUCAGAAGGGAAUGCUGCAAAAAUACGCGACUCUACAAGCUAUUAAUCAAUGGAAACACAGGCCAAUCGCCAGCUAUUCAAAUGACAAUGAAUAGUGAAUAAAAGGAAGAAGAUCCAAAUGUCCAAAAGACCAGAGGCUUCAUUGCUGUGUCAAUAUCGUUUGUCAUUAUUUUACUCUCUGAAAUUGUCAAAAAUUUCUAAACAUUUGUUUUUCUGUUUUUUUAACAAAACUUUUAUUUCACAAAACAGUUCACAUCAUCGUAUCUGUUCAUUUGCAAAUAUAAGCGGCCAUUAACACAGAAAACAACCUUAUUUCAGGCACUCUAUAACCAAUGUACUCCCAUGAACAUUCACACCAAUAGGAGAGUUUCCAGACUAAAUGAGAACAAGGAUUACAUAAUUUCACUAGCAAUCAUGAAAUCAUUA
Pomacea canaliculata is the source of this 897-nucleotide messenger RNA. RefSeq lists its product as uncharacterized. The transcript has 8 exons. The record is from RefSeq and is a predicted model, not a curated record. Bases 52 to 573 code for a protein of 173 amino acids. Lineage: Eukaryota; Metazoa; Mollusca; Gastropoda; Architaenioglossa; Ampullariidae.